Heteronotia binoei (common prickly gecko) is the source of this 2031-nucleotide messenger RNA. RefSeq names its product CD248 molecule (gene CD248). Gene Ontology annotation, molecular function: calcium ion binding; extracellular matrix protein binding; extracellular matrix binding. Gene Ontology annotation, cellular component: extracellular matrix; external side of plasma membrane. Lineage: Eukaryota; Metazoa; Chordata; Lepidosauria; Squamata; Gekkonidae. The record is from RefSeq and is a predicted model, not a curated record. Gene Ontology annotation, biological process: cell migration. The transcript has a single exon. The coding region runs from base 18 to 1970 and encodes 650 amino acids.
AGCGCGGGAGGACGACCAUGCCGCUGCUGCCGGGCCUACUCCUGCUGCUGCUCUUCCUGGCUGGUCCCCUGCCUGGCGGCGCGCAAGAGCCGGAGGCGGCCUGCGGCCCGGACGGCUGCUACGCCGUCUACUUCCAGCGCCGGAGCUUCCUGGACGCCUGGCGCAGCUGCCGGGAGCUGGGCGGCAACCUGGCCACGGUCAAGCACCACGACGAGGCGGCCCAGGUGGCCGAGCUGCUGCGGGGCACGGCAGGGUCGCGGCCCGAGCAGAGCCCGCGCCUCUUCUGGAUCGGCCUGCAGCGCCAGCCGCGCCAGUGCUUUCCCCUGCGGCCGCUGCGGGGCUUCAUGUGGAUCACGGGCGAGCAGGACACCUUCUACACCAACUGGGCCCGGCCGGCCGUCGAGGCGGGCGGCGGGAGCUGCGCCGCUCCGCGCUGCGUGGUGCUGGACGACCAGCAGGGCCAGUGGCUGGAGGGCUCGUGCACCGUGCCAGUCGACGGCUACCUCUGCCGCUUCGCCUUCCAGGGCAUGUGCCCGGGCCUGGACGAGGAAGGCGGGCCGGUGGCCUACACCACCCCCUUCGGCCCGGCCGGCCGCAGCCUGCGUUAUGUGCCCUUUGGCACGGUGGCGGCUGUGACGUGCGGCGGGGCCGUGCCAGCCGUCUCGGUGCUGUGCCUGCAGAAGGACGACGGCACGGUGGGCUGGUCCAAGGAGGCGCCCCUCUGCCGGGAGCACGGCUACCAGCACAGCUGGUGCGAGGGCGACAACGGCGGCUGCCAGCAGCUGUGCCUCGACGAAGGGCCCGGCUACUCGUGCGAGUGCCACAGCGGCUACCUCCUGAUGCCCGACGGGCAUUCCUGCGCGCCCAGCGACGCCUGCCGCGACCAGCCGUGCCAGUUCGAGUGCCUGCCCGACGAGGAGGGCGGCUACCACUGCCAGUGCCCCGAGGGCUACGAGCUGAGCAGCGACGACCACCACUGCGAGGACCUGGACGAGUGCGCCGACGCGCCCUGCGAGCACCAGUGCGAGAACACCGACGGCUCCUACCUCUGCCGCUGCCACCUGGGCUUCAGCCCGUCUGAGGACGAGCCGGGGCACUGCACUGACACCGACGAGUGCCAGAUCCCCGGCGUGUGCCAGCAGAUGUGCGUCAACUACGUGGGGGGCUUCGAGUGCUAUUGCACCGAAGGCUACGACCUGGAGCCCGACGGCAUCAGCUGCAGCCCCGUGGGCCACCCGCCCCUUCUGGCCACCGCCCAGAGCCACCGGGGAGGCGACGGCUUCCUCCAGCACUUCGGGGACCGCCACGGGUGGCCCCGGGAGAUCGACGACCUGGCGGAGCACGGCUUGGCUCUCACGGACCAUUUCCCAGUCUUCCCGGACUUCGAGGGGGUCUUUCCCAGGGACGCCUCUCUGCCUCCCCCCGAGCCCAGCACUGCCCCCUGGGCCUCCAGUUCCCUCCCCCUGGGGCAAGAGCCUGCCAGCCUCCCCGACCGCAGCAGCCCCGCUUCUUCCCCACCUCGCUCCCCCCAUCCUACCAAAAGGGUCGCCCGGCAAGACUCCCCCAGUGACCCUCCCCCGACGGAGCUCCCGUCUCUGUGGCUGGCCCCCACCGCCUCUGCCCCCGGGCCCCCUCCGGCUCCGGGCGACGCUGUCAUGGGGGGAGUCAGAGCGCUGCUCCCGGCCUCCGCCGCCCCCAGCCCGGCCCCGGGCGAAGGGGGGCUGCCGCGCCGUCGGCGAGACGACCGCUGGCUGCUGGUGGCCCUGCUGGUGCCCAUGUGCGUCUUCUUGGUCAUCAUGCUGGCCCUGGGCAUCGUCUACUGCACCCGCUGCGGGGCUCAAGCCAAGAGCCGGAGCAUCACGCAGUGUUACCGCUGGGUCAGCAGCAGCGGCGGCAGCUCGGCGGCCAAGGGGGCCGCCUCACCUGCCUCCAGGCCCGGCCAGCCGGCCACUUGCCGAACCAGCGUCUGAGCCGCCGCCUGGGCAGGCUCAGCUGGCGCCUGGAGACAGAGCCCACCCAACAGACUUCGUU